GUUUUCUGUGCAGUGGAACCUACUUUGAUAAAUACAAAGGGUUUGGGAAUGCAAUCUGCCUGGCUGGAAACUGUUUGGGAGGAAUGGUUUUACCUUUCCUGUUCACAUACUUGUAUCAAACCUUUGGAUAUUCGGGGGCUCAUCUUAUUCUUGGUGGAAUUAUGAUGCACUGCUAUGCUGCAACCCUGGUUUUUCAACCCGUAGAUAAAUACAUGAUCAAGGAGCUUGGAGAUGAUAAGUCGGAUUUAGAAGAAUCUUCACUGGUCCCUGUCAAAGCUCUUCUUAUCACAAACGAACUUGAGAAUGUUACACCGUGUAGUUCGUAUACUUCUAGGGAUCAUUCGUUUUCAGGCUCAUCUACUAGUUCAAGUUCACAUCUGUAUUUUGCAGAAGAUAAUUAUCAAACAGUGACACAAAACAACAAAGGAAUCCUGGAUAGUUCUGCAUUAAGGUCUAAUAAUCAGAAACCUGUUUUCCCUCCUCUUCAAGAGAUGUGGAAUAGUCAGCAAAUACAGGCAGUGGACAGUAACUUCAGUCUAAAAGGUGUCGGAGUACCAGUACAGGAUGUCCAGGUCAUCAGUUCCAUUCCAGAACGACAAGUUAAAAUGCUGAAGUCUAGAUCAAGGCUCUCCAGUCUCACAUCCUCGGUUGCAGAAUCAUUUUCUUCAUUGAAAAUGUCAGAUGCAUAUCUGGGAUCAUCAGUCAGUUUGUUAGAACUUGAGGCCGCUAAACGUGUUGAAAAAAUCCGAAGAAGGCACAGACAAAGAUUAAUUAGUGAGAGAUCUAUUAAAGAAGAGGAUGACAAUAUCCAAACGAAAGUUCAUGUGUCUGAAACAGUUCUAAAAGCUGAUCCUAAUCAUGAUCCUAAUCAUGAAGAUGAUCUUGAUUUGACAGCAUCAUUUCUCAAUACAGACUCUAACACAAAAACCAAGGAAAAGGUGAAAGGAUUCGAUUUAAGUAUUCUGCUCAAUACCAAAUAUCUUAUAAUUUUGUUCUCAAGUAUAACAAUCACAUUUAGUUAUGUUAGUUUCUGCACUUUUCUACCCAGCUAUGCAAUAAUUCACCUAGGCAUGGAACCGGGAAGUGUGAAUAUACUAGUGGCUGUGUUAAACGGCUGUGAUCUGUUUGGCCGGCUCAGCGCAGCUAUCCUAGUCAACAAAAUUAGGUUUAAAUCUCGAUAUGUUUAUAUCCUGUGUAUGGCCCUCUCCGGCCUGGCUAUGGCCAUCUUAGGCCUAAAUACUAGAUACUACUUUAUAGUCCUAGUUAGUUGUUUUAUUGGAGCUCUAACUGGUUUACACAUUGGUGUUGCACCAAAUAUGCAGGGUGAAGAGUUAGGUACGGAUCAGGUUCGAUACAGCUACCCUCUUCAAUAUCUUGCUCAAGGGUUCAUCAGUCUAAUCGGUCCUGUCUCUGUUUCCCUACUAGCCGAUGCAUUGGAAUUCGCCUCAGCUUAUCUAGUUCUAGGAUCCAUUCUGUGUGCUGGUUCUGCUGUUUUUGCUUUGUUUCCAUUUGCUGAAAAAUAUGAAAAUAAUAAAUUGAUUAAAUCUUUAUAUUGUAUUUGUAAAGUUGAGAGGUCAAUGAAAUACUUGUAUUACAAGGUAUUAAUUUAAGUUUCUGCAAUAAUCACAAUAAUUAAAUUAUACAAAUUUUCUUGUUUUCUCAAACUUUUUUAAAACGAAAAAAAUGAUGCAAACCUUUUUAACUCUGACCUGGCCGGCAGGAAAGCUAGUUUUAAGACCAGUUAGAGUAUAAAAUGUUUGAUUUUUUUUGGAAAUCUGAAACCCUUUAAAAAGUCCGCGAAACAAUUUUUUUCUUAAAAUUUGAUGAUUUGUAUUUACAGUAUUUCAAAUAAUUCAUUUAUAUUAGUCUGUCUGGCUGGUUUCCUAAAACCAUUAAAAGUUUUGAACAGAAUUAGUUCAGAUAUAAAUAUGAAAUUCGAAUUAUGACUAUGAGCCUCGCAAAAUGACCCUCGAAGCCUCCUGAUUUGCAGAAUGACCUCUAAGCCCCUCAAAAUCCUCUCCGUGCCUCUCGCUACGUAUUCAAGCCUCUACAGCUCUUUCUCCACAUCCACCAUUUUGAUAUCUUUAAAGAAUAAAAUGAACUCGAUAAAGUUCUUAGUAUGGAAAAUAUACUUAUAAAUUGUAAACCUCAGAGGUUAAACCUUGUGAAAUGUUUCUGUUUAUUACUACUGCAAAUACAAUGCACAAGAAAUGAUAUAAACCAAAAUCUGCUUCUAUUUUUUCCGAAACUUAGAAAAAUAAAUAGUGUUUUUAUUUCAAGUUUAAACCUUGUAAACCUAUCGUUUUCUCUUGAACCUUAUUAACUACUUAAAUUGCUAUAGUACUAUAGCCCACUUCUAUAUGUAAAACUCUUUUUCGCGUAAUCGCAAACUUUUCGUAAAUCUUCCUAUCAUCUCUUGAACAUUUUUACUGUACUACUAGCUAUAAAGUUAUAGCUAAUAUAUUUUUGUAAAAAAUUGCUUUUUCGUACACAGUAACUCUGUUAAUAAUUACAUGUAAAUUUUGUCAACCGAAAUAACUUUACGGAAAUAAAAAAUAU
Eurytemora carolleeae is the source of this 2559-nucleotide messenger RNA. RefSeq lists its product as uncharacterized. NCBI's taxonomy places the organism in Eukaryota, Metazoa, Arthropoda, Copepoda, Calanoida, Temoridae. Gene Ontology annotation, biological process: monocarboxylic acid transport; transmembrane transport. Gene Ontology annotation, molecular function: monocarboxylic acid transmembrane transporter activity. The record is from RefSeq and is a predicted model, not a curated record.